Messenger RNA from Auanema sp. JU1783, 1107 nucleotides. The record is from the annotation of a GenBank genome assembly. NCBI's taxonomy places the organism in Eukaryota, Metazoa, Nematoda, Chromadorea, Rhabditida, Rhabditidae.
AUGGAGUCAAUAUUACCAGAAGUAGCCUAUCUUCAAAACAGGAUUGGUCAGCUUAUCGUCGAGAAUGAAGAGGUUUCAAACAAAUUUGAAAACCUUACUAUGGAUUCAAAUACAAUCAUCAAAUAUUUAAAAAAGAAAGUUGAAGACCAGGAUGAAAAUAUUGCUCGAAUGGAAGAGAACAUGGACUAUCAGAAUGAUCUAAUUCUAAAGAACUAUGAAAGUAAAUUGAGUGAUUUAAAAGAGAAACAGAUUGAAUGGGAAAAGGAGAAGAUUGAUCUUAUAGCUCAGACAACUAUCAUAAAAACACAAAUUGGCCAAUAUGAAAGGAUGAAUUGUGAAUUGAAAGAGCUGAAAGAAAACAAUAAUUGUCUGCAAAUGCAAUUAGAACAACAACAAAGAAGUAUUGAAGCUGAAAAAGAAUCUUUUGCCAAUAAUCGUAAAAAAAUGAAAGAAAUACUUCGAAACGAAAUUAAGAAUGAAUUAAUGAUUGAAAUAGAAGAUAUCAGAUCAGAAAUAGAAUUGCAGAAGGAAACAGCCAUGAAAACUUCUUGUAAAAUUAUUGAAAAGCUGGAAGGAGCUAUUCUCACAAAAAACAUGGAGAUAGAGCAGGAAAAGGAGAAGGGCAUCAAAUUGCAUGACCUUUUGCAAGAAAGCGAGACGCGAAUUCAGAACUUAAUUGAGGAAAAUACAAAACUUCAUCAGCUGUUAGAAGGGACAGGCAAACGAGCGGAAAAGCAGCUGCGAGAAGCGAACAAACGAGCUGUGGAGUCGGAGAAGAAGAGACUGAAAGCUGUUAACGACACAAAACUUAUAAUUGACACUUUGAAGUCAGAGGCUCGUGAUGCCGAACAGAAGUUGAAAGAGCAAACGAAUCGUUGUGCUAUCCUUGAAAGGAACUUAAACGAGGAGCAAAUGAUGAGAAAUACAAUUACUACAGACUUCAUGGAUCAAAACAAAAAACUAAAGCAGUUGAAAGAGUUUCUGAUGUCAUGUUUAAAGGAGUCAAACGAUCUUACAGAAGAAGUACUUGGAGAAAACCGUCAAGCUAUUUAUUCAACCUUAACGCUCUUGAUCAGUCGCAUCCCACUAAUGAAAGAUGAUAAUUGA